AUGACUGGCCUGGCCAAAUUCGUGAAUUCUGUCAGACAAGUGCGCGCAGCCAUCAAAGCGAAGAAGGUGGCUAAGGAUGGUCUCGCCCGCGACAUCCCCGGAUCGUCUUCGUCGCUGGGUCUGGAACAAACAGUCACGCUCGUGACCGCCUCACCAUGGAAGCUCCCUGUCGAGAUCCAGAUCCACAUAUUCGCCUACUGCGGCAUCUCGGACUUCUUGCAGCUGAAGCUGGUCUGCAAGGCAUUCUACGAGCUGCUCCUCGCCCAUGAGCACUCGAUCGUCCGCGAGUACAUGCGCCUUCGUCGUCACGGUAGCCUCCCCUCCCCCAUUGACUCGGAACGAACAUACACGCGCAACCCGGAAGAUGAUGUCGUGCUCCUUUCGGACCUGUUCCCUCCUGCGAAGAGCGCCAAGGGCGGCCACCUCUACACCUUCAGAUACUUGCAUGGCCUGCGCCGGCGGCAGACCCUUUGCUCUCAUCUAUGUUAUUAUCUCGCAGAUCGCAUCAUGGACCGCUUCGUGCAGUGUGAGCCGGCCUUUGUCCGCGCUUCAUUCCCGUCACGGAAUGAGCGCAAUGCUCUUGUCCAGCGAGGGAAAGUCAGCGUGUCGUUUAACCUGACCCCUCUCAUGUACUACACGCUCUAUUUCCUAGAAUCGUACACCGCCGCAAGACGCGAGCACACCAACAUGCUCCUGCGUGAUUUCGAAGCCGGCCGAAUCCCAGUACCCAUCCCACUAAGCGUCCGUCAAUCCAUGUACCGAGAUUUGCAAACCCACAUCCUCCGCGCUCCGCCGUUUACCGAUACACCUACACUCGUGGCGACGCACCACUGCAUGCAGUUGCUAGUCUCGUACAUCCGCUACACAAUGUCCCCUGAAGGUGGCCAUGACGAUUCCUGGAUUAGCUCCUUGCUCACGCUGGCGCCGUUUGUGCGAAUCCUUGAAUUCUUCUCCGCCGAGAUCGGUCACGGAGGCAGCCAGCUGAGGCAGCGGAAGAAUUUUAUGAAUAAUUUCGAUCGUGAUAUCAAGAUCCACGCGAAGGACGAUAUGAACUCCGUAGUCUUUGCGCGCGCGUCGAAUGCGCACAUGCAUAGCGACGUGCGGGAUAUCUGGUUUGAUGCGGCUCAUGCGGAGAUGGUGGCUAGGGGGGCGAUUCCUCAUAAUGUUGAGCAUGUCUGGGUCUGGAAUGGUGUACCGAUUCUCUUUGGAUGUCAGGAUUGCCACUUUGAGGAGGGUUGGCGAGCAUGA
Molecule: messenger RNA, 1248 nt
Organism: Penicillium lagena
Lineage: Eukaryota; Fungi; Ascomycota; Eurotiomycetes; Eurotiales; Aspergillaceae
Product: F-box protein
Exons: 3
Coding region: 1-1248 (415 amino acids)
Molecular function (GO): protein binding
Source: RefSeq, a predicted model, not a curated record